Molecule: messenger RNA, 306 nt
Organism: Sciurus carolinensis (gray squirrel)
Lineage: Eukaryota; Metazoa; Chordata; Mammalia; Rodentia; Sciuridae
Product: non-histone chromosomal protein HMG-14-like
Exons: 1
Coding region: 1-306 (101 amino acids)
Biological process (GO): chromatin organization
Cellular component (GO): chromatin; nucleus
Molecular function (GO): nucleosomal DNA binding
Source: RefSeq, a predicted model, not a curated record
AUGCCCAAGAGGAAGGUCAGCUCAGCCAAAGGUGCAGUGAGGGAGGAGCCCAAGCACAGGUUGGCGUGCCUGUCUGCUAAGCCUGCUCCAGCCAUGGCAGAUGCCAAUCCCAGGAAGGUGGCGGGCAAGGAUAAAUCUUGUGACAAAAAAGUUCAAACAAAAGGGAAAAGGGGAACAAAGGGAAAACAGGCUGAAGAGACUAACCAAGAAACAAAAGAAGAUUUGCCUGCUGAAAAUGGAGAAACUAAAAACGAGGAGAGUCCCGCCUCUGUUGAAGCAGAAGAGAAAGAAGCCAAGUCUGAUUAA